CGGAUCAUUCCAACGAAAGUUGUCAAGAAGAACAAGAAGCAGCCUAGGCUAGCUAGAGGUUACAAAGAGAAAGAUGUCUGUUUUCCAAUUCCCCUUCGUGCGGGGGAACGGAUACAGUGAUUUCGAAUACACAGAAUUACAGGAUCAUGAGGAAUUAUCAGAGCGCCUUGUGAAAACUCUGUAUUACGGUAAACAGCCUACAACAGACAGACCAUCUCUUCCCCUUACAAACUUGACUGUAGAUUUCCUGAAUACUUCGGUGCCCAAGAAGCUAGGGAAGAUCGACCAUUAUUUUGUGGCUUCCAGUGCAAGGCAUUCUUGCAUGUCGCCAUGUUCGAUGAUGAUGGGAAUGAUUUAUGUAAACCGACUGAAGAAAAAGAACCCUGAUUACAUGCAACAAGUGUCUUCCUCUGACCUCUUCCUCAUUUCUAUGAUGAUGGCAUCCAAGUUUCUUUACGAUGAAGGUGUUGAUGAUGAAGUUUUUAAUGAUGAAUGGGCGGCUUCAGCGGAUAUGGAAACAGAAGACAUUAAUGAACUGGAACGCCAAUUCUUAUCGGCAAUUGACUGGCGGUUGUAUGUAAAUGAAAAGGAAUUCUUUGAAGUGCUUCAAGAAGUGGAAAAAAGGAUUGCACUGACCCAGGGAAUUGAUAGAGGAUGGUUCUCGUACACAGACCUUUGGGCAUUGAGUCAGGAUCCACAACUCCUACAGACACUCAAUGAAUUAUCUUCCCUUGUUCCAAAGGUGCUGGCAGUGUCGAUGGUGGCAUACAUUGCUGGAAUUUUAACCGUGGCCGGUUCUACUCUGCUGGUCACUUCAACCUUGGCUUCAUUGACCCCUGUUCCUCUACCGAUCAAGCAACAUGUCUUACUACCGACCUUGAACGAUGUUGUGUCAAGGGAAGGUGAACAGGUCCCUCAGGAGAGGGCGGCGUCUAUUGAAGGAGACAAACCUAAGAUGCUGGAUGGCUCUCUCACAUCGCUGUGGACUCUUCUAACUCUGCCCUCCAUUCUGUCAUUGUCAAGUCCUGGUUUGUCCAAACAAUCAACUUCUGCCAAAAGGACUUCUAAAUCGAAUGAAAACUCUACUGGCCUGGAUGAUGACUUGGAUGAAGGAUGGAUGGAGGACACUUCUGGACUAAGCCAUACGGGAUCUAAUUUCUUCAGUUUGCUUUCGGAUAUUGUUUCAUUUUCUCUUCCUGAACGUCGAAAAACUGAUGCCAUGACAAACCAAAUGGUAUGUGCCAAAGGACCUUGUUUAUUUAGUGGACAAAAUAUCAACUGCAAGAAUGUAUCUAAAUUACAAAGCAGCUGGAUUAUGAACUUAUGGGAUCAAAGGGACUCUGAACAAAGUGUUGUGGAUAGGAAGCACUCGCAGUGCAAACACUGUGAAGCAAGGAAGACCUUAGGUGCAAGGAAACUGGACCGAUUCUGUGAUAAGGAACAGCUGCUCAUUGACUGGACACUCGAUUUCGAUUGGUACGCAGAUGUCUCCUGUUGUUGUGAUCAUGUGACUGCUGACUUGGACAGGUCACUUAUUUUUAACGGGUUUGCUGACAUCUCUCAAGGCUUUCAUACAAUGUUGACCCCAAUCCCUGUAUUAGGGACAUGAAUCAUAUAUAAUACAGGUAUCAACACUUUGCGCAAGUUACGUCCCUUAUCGGUCAUCAUGUGGUUAAAAAUAUGGUAUUUCCCUACGUUGGCCUUUGUAACUUUCUGAUCUAUAGCUUUGACAUUUGUUAUUUUUCCAUCAAUUGCAUUCAACUACAAUAAUGCCCCAUGAUGGGGCAACCUAUAACCUUGUAUGAAAACUUAAUAAUUGGCUAUAAUUCACAGUAGUAACCUCUUACUUUGGUAGGAAAAAGAUUUUCACCGAUUGACCUUUGGCUGACCCUGCAAAGGGACGUAACUCGCAGCGAAGUGUUGAUCCAUGUAUACAUUGCAGUUGACAAGCACUAAUGUAAAAACAAUCAUCUUCAAUAUUUGCCUCCCAAAAUAAAAAUCAUGGGUAGUUUUACACUCUUGAGAUAUAGAAAUUGAAAUAAAAGUACUGAUGUUGCGAAGUU
This is a messenger RNA of Ostrea edulis (European flat oyster), 2063 nucleotides long. Its product is annotated as protein CNPPD1-like. The record is from RefSeq and is a predicted model, not a curated record. Gene Ontology annotation, cellular component: nucleus; cyclin-dependent protein kinase holoenzyme complex. Gene Ontology annotation, molecular function: protein kinase binding; cyclin-dependent protein serine/threonine kinase regulator activity. NCBI's taxonomy places the organism in Eukaryota, Metazoa, Mollusca, Bivalvia, Ostreida, Ostreidae. Gene Ontology annotation, biological process: regulation of cyclin-dependent protein serine/threonine kinase activity. The coding region runs from base 74 to 1609 and encodes 511 amino acids. The transcript is spliced from 8 exons.